Molecule: messenger RNA, 2573 nt
Organism: Zea mays
Lineage: Eukaryota; Viridiplantae; Streptophyta; Magnoliopsida; Poales; Poaceae
Exons: 2
Coding region: 386-1552 (388 amino acids)
Molecular function (GO): protein binding
Source: RefSeq, a predicted model, not a curated record
UCCGAAGCAGUCAUGACAUUGAUAUCUUUCCAACGUUCGUGAGCUUCGCUCGGUCCUUGCCAUCCACCGAAGAUGCUUUAAUCACCUUUGCCCGGUCCUUGGCAUCACUGUCGUCCUCUUCGUCUUGGCGACCAUUCCCUCUUCUUGCCAUUGUGACGAAGCUGUCCUGCAAAGAGAAGAAGAAUACUUCCAAUCCGAAGCCAUUCAAGGUGCGUUCAACUUCGUAUCCGGAGUCCGGAGCCAUUCAAGGUGCAAGAGCUGCUACUGGCUGUACUGUAUCCAAGAGCUGGUAUUUGACAAUUCUCCAUCCCACUCCCACCUACCCACGCCCGCCCACAGGGCCAGUGGGCCACGGCCCACGGGACGCCGGCGACGCCAAUACGGGAUGGCCUCGCCGGAACUGCCCGGCGCCAAGCGUAACAACGUCCUGGUGCCGCCGUCCCCGCUUUUGCGCCUCAACGAUGACCUCCUCGCCGAUAUUUUCCUCCGCCUGCCCACCCUCGCCGAUGUAGGGCGCGCCGCCACCACCUGCGCCUCCUUCCGCCGCGUCGUCGCCGACAGCACCUUCCUGCGCCGCCUCCGCUCCGUCCACCCGGCGCCCCUCCUCGGCUUACUGCUCUUCUCAUCAGUCCACCCGGCGGAGCCGCCCCACCCCUCCGCGCCCUAUGCGCGAGCUCUGCAGAGGGCCGCAGACCUCUCCUUCUCCUUCGUCCCCUGCGCCGGCCGCUGGAUCCCGAUCGACGCCCGCGACGGCCGCGUCCUCCUGGAGAGCGAGACCAUGGGCGGCGACUUUGCGGUGUGCGACCCUGUGUCCCGGCGAUACCUCUUUCUGCCCCGUAUCCCCGGACACCCAGCCGCUCAGCGCUGCCGCCGUCUGGAGCCGUUCCUCGUUCCCGCCAGUAACGAGGAGCCGGAGACGUCGCUGAGGGUGGUCUGCGUGGCAGAGCGCAAACCUGGACAGCUGGUCGCCUUCGUCUUCUCUUCGGACACCGGGCGAUGGGGAAGUCUGACCGUGGAUGUCAGCGUGCCUCCCUCUUGCAAAUUUUCGUGGUCCUCCUACGGUUUCGGCAGCUGCUACUGGAAGGUGACUGGGAGUAACAAACUCCUUGGGCUCGACACGCGUUCCAUGGUGUUCUCCUCUUUCGAUAUCCCGUCUGGUUACGGCCAGCAAGAUUCUGUCGUUGUGGAGGCAGCGGAAGGCAGAUUCAGAAUGUUCACUCUCCACAACAGCAUGAUUUCUGCUGCAUCUUACCUGGUUCAUGCUGUUCGGGUAAUCCGCGAAGAAGGCAACAACCUUUGGCAGGUUAAGAGGAGAGUCAGGUUGCCGUCCCAAUAUAUUUUCAGCUUUGCAGAUGCAACGGAUAAGCACUUACUCCUUCGUGGGAUUCCAUGGAAUUUGCACCUGGAGCCUUCUACUCCUGGCGCUGAUAUAGGAUACUUCUCUGUUGAGUUCGAGUCUAUGCAGGUUGAGAAAAUUUGUGGCAUCAGGAAUCUUCUAUACGCCAAACUGUACACUGGUUUUCCACCGUCAUUGUCCCUACCAAGCAUAUGAAAUGGUGGCUUCACAACGUGAAUGAACUAUGCUGGCUAUUGACUUCAAUCUGGUGGUUUGGAAAGGAAGCAAAGGAUUCAUGUAUGAACUACUUCCAGGGCAGGGUCACUAAGGAGUAAAAGGACUUGAGGACUGAUGAGCAGUUGGAUGAUCUGUUUUUCAGUCUUUUAGGACAUGUUUGGAUGCAGCCCUGGCCUGGACCGCCUGCUGGCUUAGGCAGCUUUCCCGUGCCGCCAUCCAAACAUGCCCGCCCUUAUUUUGUCGUCGUACCAAUAUUUCGAUGUGAUUCUGCAUCCGCAUCUGCCAGAGUGCUGUUGCAACGUUGCAUCCUAUCCUGGAAGGCUGGAAUGUUUAUUUGGUGCUCGGCAUCUCUCUGAACUUCAUGUUUCCCCGGCGUACCAUGCUAGUGUUUUUCAAUGGAGCCAUUAUUGCACUUCGCUGUGCUAAUACGUGCCUCAAUUACUGUUACUCGUUAUUUGCUAUUCGGAUGGUUCAUGUAACAAAUGUGGAUUGAGCAAUCUGGUGCAUCCAAUCAAAAUCCAACGGUGACCUUCAUCCUGAAAUGAGAUAGUGAUGUAUAUUUUUCAACAAAGCAAAUGUUCAACGAGUAUUGUACCUGCCUGGAGCAGGAUCUGCGUACCUCACUGGUCACCGGAUCUCGGAGACAACGCACGCAACCGAGCCUGCAGUGCACUGCUCCAUAUAUCAGUGCAGGUGCAGUACCAAAAACAUCAGACAGUACUAGCAACUGUAUCGCUUGUCAUGUACGUGCAGUAUGACCGCAUCUGACUUCAAUUCUUCGUGCGUGCCUGUGCCUUGGCUGGCUCCAGUCUGAAGUCUGACACAGUGACACUUCAUCGGCAGUUACACUGAUGUCAAACAGGCUAGGACUCUGCAGCCUCUCACGUUUCCGUUUCAGUAGUGCUAACUUGACAAGUUGACAUGCAUUUCGUUGUAGUAGAAACAGUAUCGCCUGUACCAAGCACUAUUUAUUCUGGACAUACUAUUUUUUUCAUUUUUU